Fraxinus pennsylvanica is the source of this 4200-nucleotide messenger RNA. The record is from the annotation of a GenBank genome assembly. NCBI's taxonomy places the organism in Eukaryota, Viridiplantae, Streptophyta, Magnoliopsida, Lamiales, Oleaceae.
AUGGAAAACAUUUCUCAUUCACUUCCCAAGAGGAAUUUUGCCGGAACCGGCGACAUUUCUAACAAGUCAGUGUACGACGAUGUUUUUGGGGGCCCACCGAAGUUCGGACUACCCACACUGGCGCCUCGGUUUGAGGACUACACUGAGAUUUUCGGUGGCUUCCACUCGGUUCGAUCUCCUUCCAUUCCGGUUUUGGAUCUUCCUGUAAUUGAUGUGGAGGCAGGAUUUCAUUUUGAUAUACGGAGUCCUGAUUUCAACUAUUCGGAGAUUUUCGGAAAUUUCGGCGGUUUGGAUUUCGCAUUGUCGUAUGAGGAAUUGGUUGGACAUUCCAGCGGCGGAUAUGAUUCCUCGGAGGAUGCAUGGAGUCCAGCUCAAAGUGAGUCUUUGUCGGUUGAAUCAGACCCUUCAGCUAGUUCUGGAAAACACCGAAGCUUGUCAAAUGGAGACCAUCUCCAGUCAUUUGAUGACAUUAAGCUGUCCAAUGUUUCUUCUCACAAGUCUAACCAAAGAAGCAUGGAAAACAUAGCGACUGGAUCCACACAUGUAACUCAAUUACCUGCUAUUUCUGGAUAUGCUUACACAUUUAAUGAUAUGUCAGUUUCCCAGACGAGUGAAGAUGAGAGGUCCUCUUUAUAUGUUUCUAAUGAUCUUGACAGCAGUGUGGGUCCUGGCUGGACAAGCGCAGAAGAGAAAAUAUUCAUAAAGGGUCUGUCACACCCCUCGAAUAGUGAGACAAAACAUGAUCUGUAUGAGAAGCAAGAAAAGCCAAAAUCUACAUCGAGUAAGCCAUUUAUAACUAUAUCUGAUAUCAGCCUCAGAACUAAGCCUUCUGGACUGCCACCACCUUCAAGACCACCACCUGCCUUUGCUGUUAAAAAUGGAGAAUCUGAUGAACCAAAUGCAAAACUUAAAGCUUUUAAUGAUUCUGUCAUUGAACGAAGUGACAGUUCGUCACUGUUCUUUGAUGUGGAAGUAGAUGCAUCUUCAUCUGCUGAAGCCAUGAAAGAUGCAACAGAGAGAGCUCAAGCAAAAGAGUCGGUGGAGGGAAACGAAGGCCUCCAGAGUCAUAUUAAACUGCAUCUGGUUAAUGACACUGAAGAAGAGAGAAAAACAAGCAAGACAUUAAAUGUUACCAACAGAUUUAAGGAUGAGACGCCACAAUCAUACGCAAAAGAAGCCAAAGUACCAAAACCUUUUGUUGAAGAAAAAAGAAGUUUGACUGAGAAUAACAAGGUAAAUUUGGAUUCCAUAGAUGGGAAAAAUAAUAUUCAUUUUGUCGAAAAAUCUGUGGACACUGUUGCAUGGAGUGAAGCAACGGAUUUUUUCGAAGUUAUUGAUACAAGUCUACCCAAGAGGGCUUCUAAAAUAAAGGAUGGCAAUAUUUUGGUGCAAAAUAUGAGGUCCUGUUCAUAUAGAAAUCUAGAGAAAGAGGGCACUGAAGCACAUGACCUGACGGAAGACUGUAAAAACUUUAAAGUAGUAAAGGAAGCUCCUAAAUGGGAUGAAGAAAGCUUAGUUGAACUUUACCUAUACCUGAUUUGUGAUUGGGCAUAUAAUCAAGAAAGAUUAGUAGCAACCAAGAAGUCAAGCCAUCAGAAGCUUCAAGAGGAAGUACAAUUGGAUGAAAUGAUCUGCAAAGUUGACUUGAAUGACAGGAAAACAAAGGUGAUCCAGCAACAUGGACAAAGUGAAAAGGUAUCACCUGACCCUAAUGGAAGUGUGGACACAGAAGCUUGGUACUAUUUAAAUGAAGUGGAAGCACAACAGAAACUAAAGUCUGGCACCAAAAUAAAAGAAAGUGAGAUGAUGCGCAAAGAUGCUCAUUUGGGAGGAGAAAAGGGAAUGAUACUUGAAGAAAAUAUAGAGAGACAAGAAUGUGAGAGAAGACUUGAAGAGGCUGUUGAGCACACAGAUCCUGGAAAAAGAGCAAGAGAGAAACUAGAGCAGGAAGAAAGAGAGAAGCAACAACUGAAGGCUUGUGAAAAAAAAGAAAACAAUAAUAAAAAUAUUUUUUCUCUUGCAAGAAAAGAAAACAAAAACACACAAAAAGUGACUUUUGAGCCGAAGGGGAAUGAGAAGAUAUUGGAAGGGGCUGUUAAGCAUGAAAGGAGUGAUAGGAAAUCUAAUAUAGGUCUUGGGAGAGGAAAGAACUGUAGAGAUGAACAACUAGAUUCCAAAGCAUGGGGGGGAAAAGAAAGACUUGUAGAGUCUCGUAAGCAGGAGGAAAAUGAAAUGGAAUACAGAGGGAUUGCUCAAAGCAAAAGUAUUAACAAGGAUUGCAGGGAGGAUCAUGAAAGCAAUGAGAUUAAGGAAAGACUAAGCGAUGCAUAUAGGAUGGAAGAGUGUGAAACGGAAAACAAAGAGCUUUGUACCCAAAAAGAUGAUAAGAGAUCAUCACUGAUUUUCAAGGAGGAAGAAAUUGUGAAAAGAUCACAAACAGCUUGUGAUAUUGAAGGGAAUGAGAACUUCAGUGAGGAUGCUGGUACAUGGGAUGAAUUGAGUGGGCAGGACAUAGAAAUUGAGCUUACGGAGGUGAAUGGGCAUGAUGGGGAAGUGAGAAAUGAUCAGGAAAAGAAUGUGUUCAUGGAGGCUGGUAAUUUGGAGGCAUUUGAUGGAGGAUGUGAAUAUAAUGAAGGGACUCUACUAGAAACUCUCGUGACUGGGAAACAUGAUAGUCUUGGAGAACUGGAAGCAACUAUAACAGCCGUUGCUAGUGAAGAAAAUGAAAAGUUGGAUACUGUAUGCAAAAGCAGUGAUUCUGAAUCCAAUAAUGGAACCAAUCUUCUGUUUAAUGGAAAAUUCAACUCUUCUAGCCAGAAUGGAGAUGACUUGCAAGAUAAGAAGGGUGAAAACAACUUGGGAGAGUCAACUUGUCUACCUGAAUGCAAUACAAAUUCAAAGAAAGCUGAAGUUUGCGUGGGGAAUACGUGCUAUGUGCCAGAGAAAUCAGCCUCUGAAAUUGUUCGUAAUCAUGAAAAUGAGACCGCAGUUGCUCGUGAAGAAGAGAGUGGGAAGGGCAUCAAGGGAGUUCAAUCCAACAUCAAGAAGAACGAGACCAAUAAUAAGUCCAUAUCAGGUCACGCAGCCACAGAGUUGGUUCAAAAUGGGAAAAAAAUGGUUGGUGCUCCAUCAUUUGUGUUAGAAGAAAGAGAGAACAAGCUAAAACUGGGUCAACAAGGUCCAAGCCAUAGCACAGAAAGAAAAGAGAAGAAUUUGAAUGAGACCUUUACUACAAAAGACCGUAAAGUAGAUGGAAGAAUACAAAGGGAAAGAGAACUGGCAAAUGAACAUCUGAGAAAAUUGGAAGAAGAGAGGGAGAGAGAAAGAGAAAGAGAAAAGGACAGGAUGUCUCUGGGCAGAGCAGCCCUUGAAGCUCAUGAAAGAUCAUAUGCUGAAGCUCGUGAGAGAGCAGAAAGAGUUGCAGUGGAGAGAGCUACUGCUGAAGCAAGACAAAGAGCUAUGUCAGAGGCUCGAGAAAGAUUAGAGAGGGCUUCUAUGGAGGCUAGGCUCAGGACAGAUCGUACUCCGGUAGAGAGAGCAGCUGUAGAGGCUUGGCAACGUGCUGUUAAAAAAUCAUUGGUUGAGAAGAAUACCUUUGAGGUCCGGGAACAAGUAGAAAGAUCUGUUCUUGAUAGAUUUUCGGGUUCUUCCAGAUGUGCUGAAAUGAGGAAUACUUCUCUAUCUGAACUUCAUGACCAUCAAUUUCGAAGUACAGGAAACUCGAAUGGACUGAGAUAUGCAUAUUCUUCAGCACAUGUUGGAGCUGAAGGUGAAUCACCUCAGAGAUGUAAAGCUCGGUUAGAGAGAUACCAGAGAACAGCUGAGCGUGCAGCUAAAGCCCUAGCAGAGAAAAAUAUGCGUGAUAUUCUAGCUCAACGAGAACAACAAGAGAGGAAUAGAGUUGCGGAAACUCUGGAUGUUGAGGUCAAGCGAUGGUCAAGUGGAAAAGAAGGAAAUCUCCGUGCAUUGCUUUCGACUUUGCAAUACAUCCUUGGGCCUGAUAGUGGUUGGCAGCCAAUUCCAUUAACUGAAGUUAUAACUUCUGCAGCUGUAAAAAGAGCAUACAGGAAAGCCACUCUUUGCGUACACCCUGACAAAUUACAGCAGCGUGGUGCAACUAUUCACCAAAAGUAUAUAUGUGAGAAGGUUUUUGACCUUCUAAAGGAAGCGUGGAACAAAUUCAAUUCAGAAGAGCGGUAG